Molecule: messenger RNA, 8927 nt
Organism: Psammomys obesus (fat sand rat)
Lineage: Eukaryota; Metazoa; Chordata; Mammalia; Rodentia; Muridae
Gene: Arhgef12
Product: Rho guanine nucleotide exchange factor 12
Exons: 41
Coding region: 667-5301 (1544 amino acids)
Biological process (GO): Rho protein signal transduction; G protein-coupled receptor signaling pathway
Cellular component (GO): cytoplasm
Molecular function (GO): GTPase activator activity; guanyl-nucleotide exchange factor activity; G protein-coupled receptor binding
Source: RefSeq, a predicted model, not a curated record
CGCCGCCUACCAGAGCGUCGGGGAGGAGCCGCCGUGCCACUGCGGAAGAAGCGCGGGGUCCUCCGAGGGAUGGGGAGCUGCCCCGGGCGCUGAGACGGGGUCCCUGUCAGCGCGGCGACCCGAGCCGGGUGGGGGCGGCGCGGAGCAGCUCAGGGCCCUCGGCCCGGGGACAUGGGGCGGCGCGAGCCCGGCGCGGGACGACGCGAGACGCGGCGGAGGCUGCGGCCACGAGCGCCCGGCAGCCCCAGAUAAAGCGGGGACCCGAGGGCCGGGCCCCAACGACUCGGGACAGGAGCCGACGCCCGUCCCGGAGCCGAUCCUGCCCCAGCCCCGGGGGGACCUGGGUUCCCGUCCCACGGCUCGCGGCUUCCCUCUGUGACGAAGUUUUCUCCCGGUGCCUUGCUGAAGAUCGUCCCUAGUUCUAGAACUCGCCUGUGGCCGACUUGCUCGGUUUGUUCGAGGAGAUAACUUGUUUUGCUCCAACCCGCAUCCCCUUUCCGUGACCCCUUGCAAUUGGAUGUUCUAGAUGACUGAAUGGAGUUUUGAGUUGGACUUUUGUGUCCCUGCCGACAUUGGGUCUGAUCCCAGAGCACUGGGGGUGGGGUGUGGAGGUGUUACUGUAAAAUGCAAGUUGGAUAAAAAGAAGACCUCUCGCCAAGGGCCCCAAUGAGUGGCACACAGUCUACUAUCACGGACAGGUUUCCCCUCAAAAAACCUAUAAGGCAUGGAAGUAUUUUGAACCGAGAGUCACCAACAGAUAAGAAACAGAAAGUCGAACGCAGUACAUCACAUGAUUUUGACCCCACAGAUAGCUCCUCCAAGAAGACAAAGUCUAGUUCAGAGGAGAGUAGAUCGGAGAUCUAUGGUCUUGUUCAACGCUGUGUGAUCAUCCAGAAAGAUGACAAUGGAUUUGGGCUGACAGUCAGUGGAGAUAAUCCAGUCUUCGUACAAUCUGUCAAAGAAGAUGGAGCAGCCAUGCGGGCUGGAGUACAAACAGGUGAUCGAAUCAUCAAGGUGAAUGGGACUCUGGUGACUCACUCAAAUCAUCUGGAGGUGGUGAAACUAAUCAGAUCUGGUUCCUAUGUAGCUCUCACUGUCCAGGGACGCCCACCUGGGUCGCCCCAGAUUCCACUCGCUGAUUCUGAAGUAGAACCAACAGUCACUGGACAUAUGUCUCCCAUUAUGACAUCCCCUCAUUCCCCUGGAGCAACUGGGAAUAUGGAGAGAAUCACUAGUCCUGUGCUCAUGGGGGAGGAAAACAAUGUGGUCCAUAACCAGAAAGUAGAGAUUCUGAGAAAAAUGUUACAGAAAGAACAGGAACGGCUGCAGUUACUGCAGGAAGAUUACAGCCGGACACCUGCCCAAAGAUUGCUCAAGGAAAUCCAGGAGGCCAAGAAGCACAUCCCGCAGCUGCAGGAGCAGCUGUCCAAAGCUACAGGCUCUGCUCAGGACGGAGCUGUAAUUGCACCCUCCAGGCCAUUAGGUGAUGCCCUAACAGUCAGCGAGGCAGAAACAGAUCCUGGAGAUGGCCUGUACAGGACUGACUGGAGUAGUGGAGAUGCUUCUCGGCCUAGUAGUGACAGUGCAGAUAGUCCCAAGAGUAGCCUGAAAGAAAGGAUUUAUCUAGAGGAAACCCCAGAGAAAAGUGAAGGACUUCAGGACACUGACACGCAGUCGCUGGUCGGCAGUCCCUCCACCCGUGGAGCACCUCAUAUUAUUGGGGCAGAGGAUGAUGAUUUUGGUACUGAACAUGAGCAGAUCAAUGGACAGUGCAGCUGUUUCCAGAGCAUUGAACUAUUAAAAUCUCGCCCUGCUCACUUGGCUGUUUUCUUACAUCAUGUAGUUUCCCAGUUUGACCCUGCAACAUUGCUCUGUUAUCUCUAUUCAGACCUAUAUAAGCAGACCAACUCCAAGGAGACUCGGCGUGUCUUCCUUGAGUUUCAUCAGUUCUUCCUGGACCGAUCUGCACACCUGAAAGUUUCUGUGCCUGAGGAAAUCUCUGCGGAUCUAGAAAAGAGACGACCUGAGCUUAUUCCUGAGGACCUGCAUCGCCAUUACAUUCAAACUAUGCAGGAGAGAGUCCACCCUGAAGUUCAGAGACAUUUGGAAGAUUUUCGACAGAAACGUAGCAUGGGACUGACCUUGGCUGAGAGUGAGCUGACUAAACUUGAUGCAGAGAGAGACAAGGACCGGGGAACUCUGGAGAAGGAGCGAACGUGUGCGGAACAGAUCAUCACCAAAAUCGAAGAAGUGCUGAUGACUGCUCAGGCUGUGGAAGAAGAAAGGAGUUCCACAAUGCAGUAUGUUAUUCUCAUGUAUAUGAAACAUCUGGGAGUGAAAGUAAAGGAACCUCGAAACUUGGAGCACAAACGGGGUCGCAUUGGAUUCCUUCCAAAGAUCAAGCAAAGCAUGAAGAAAGAUAGAGAGGGCGAAGAAAAAGGGAAGCGAAGAGGAUUCCCCAGCAUUUUGGGACCCCCAAGGAGACCAAGCCGCCAUGACAACAGUGCAAUUGGCAGGGCCAUGGAGAUACAGAAGCUACGCCACCCUAAGCACUUAUCUGCACCCUCAUCUGUGAGUCCUGAGCCUCAGGACCCUGCCAAGUUACGCCAGAGUGGAUUAGUCAAUGAGGGGACAGACACUGGAUACCUGCCUGCCAGUUCCAUGUCCUCUGCCACUUCGGGGGCUGUUCUUUUCCAAGAGGGAGGGAAAGAGAAUGAUACAGGAUCAAAACAAGUUGGAGAAGCAUCAGCUCCUGGAGACUGCAUGGACAGCACACCUCGUGUGCCCAAUACUGUUUUUGACUUCACCCCUCCUUUGUUAGAUCAAGUGCAGGAGGAGGAAUGUGAAGUAGAGAGGGUGACAGAACAUGGAACUCCCAAACCCUUUCGAAAGUUUGACAGCAUCGCCUUUGGAGAAAGUCAGAGUGAGGAUGAACAGUUUGAAAACGACCUAGAGACAGAUCCACCCAACUGGCAGCAGCUUGUUAGUAGAGAAGUGUUAUUGGGACUGAAGCCUUCUGAGAUCAAAAGACAGGAAGUGAUUAAUGAAUUGUUCUACACCGAGAGAGCUCACGUCCGAACAUUGAAGGUUCUCGACCAAAUAUUCUAUCAGCGAGUGUCCAGAGAAGGAAUUCUGUCACCUUCAGAACUACGCAAGAUUUUUUCAAACUUGGAAGAUAUUCUUCAACUUCAUGUUGGGUUAAAUGAGCAAAUGAAAGCUGUUCGAAAGAGGAAUGAGACGUCUGUUAUUGAUCAUAUUGGGGAAGAUCUGCUCCUCUGGUUCAGUGGACCAGGAGAGGAGAAGUUGAAACAUGCUGCUGCUACAUUCUGCAGUAACCAGCCUUUUGCCCUGGAGAUGAUCAAGUCUCGUCAGAAAAAGGAUUCUCGAUUCCAGACUUUUGUGCAAGAUGCCGAGAGUAAUCCCCUGUGUCGUCGUCUUCAGCUGAAGGACAUCAUUCCCACUCAGAUGCAGAGGCUUACUAAAUACCCACUUCUUCUGGAUAACAUUGCCAAAUACACAGAAUGGCCUCCAGAAAAAGAAAAGGUGAAGAAGGCUGCAGAUCAUUGUCGUCAGAUCUUAAAUUAUGUUAAUCAGGCUGUCAGGGAGGCGGAAAACAAGCAGCGCUUAGAAGACUAUCAGCGUCGCCUUGACACCUCCAAUCUCAAGUUGUCCGAGUACCCAAAUGUUGAUGAGCUCAGGAAUUUGGAUUUAACAAAAAGAAAGAUGAUUCACGAAGGGCCGUUGGUUUGGAAGGUGAAUAGAGAUAAAAGCAUUGAUCUUUAUACACUGCUGCUGGAGGACAUUCUUGUACUGCUGCAAAAGCAGGAUGACAGGCUGGUGCUAAGGUGCCACAGCAAGAUUCUGGCAUCCACAGCUGACAGCAAACACACUUUCAGCCCUGUCAUUAAGCUGAGCACAGUGCUGGUUCGACAGGUGGCCACAGAUAACAAAGCCUUAUUUGUCAUCUCUAUGUCAGAUAAUGGAGCCCAAAUUUAUGAAUUGGUAGCACAGACAGUUUCUGAAAAGACAGUCUGGCAGGACCUCAUCUGUCGAAUGGCAGCAUCUGUGAAGGAGCAGUCCACAAAGCCAAUCCCCCUCCCACAGUCACCACCGUGCGAAGGAGACAAUGAUGAAGAAGAACCAUCCAAGUUAAAAGUGGAGCACCACGGUCUUUCAGUUGCUGGUCUGCAGAGUCCAGACAGAGUUUUGGGAUUAGAAUCUCCCUUAAUUUCAUCAAAACCUCAGUCCCAUUCACUGAGGACCCCUGGCAAAUCAGAAGCAGAACAUCUCUUUGUGACCACUACACAAUUUGCAAAGGAGCAGCAUGCAAAUGGGACACUCAAGGAAGGUGAUGGUGUUUACCCAGUUACAGUCCCAGAUCCACACUUGCCUGUGUCAGAGGAGCGCUGGGCGUUGGAUGCACUGAGAAAUUUGGGCUUGUUGAAGCAGUUGCUGGUCCAGCAGUUAGGUCUCACUGAGAAGAGCACUCGGGAUGACUGGCAGUCCUUCUCAAGAUAUGGGCCAGCUUCUGAAGAGCUACAGGCAGACAGUGGCAUCCAGGACUCUGAAAAUGUUAAGGCUUGUCAUGCCGGGGAAGGACAGAUGCUUUUUAAAACUGGAACUGGUGACGUUACAAUUUGUGACAGUCCACGGACUUCAACUGAAUCUUGUGGUGCACAGGAUUCAGUGAUACUGGCAUCCCAAGACAGCCAGGCAAGUAACAUUUUAGUAAUGGACCACAUGAUCCUGACCCCAGAGAUGCCUACUGCAGAGCCAGAAGGGGUUCUGGAUGACAGUGGAGAGCACUUUUUUGAUGCCCGUGAAGCACAUAGUGAUGAUAAUCCAUCAGAAGGUGAUGGAGCAGUUAAAAAGGAAGAGAAGGAUGUUAAUUUACGCAUCUCAGGAAACUGUUUGAUCCUUGAUGACUAUGAUGCAGUGCAGGAGAGCUCCACAGAUGAGGAGGUUGCCUCCUCGUUCACCCUGCAGCCUGUGACAGGCAUCCCUUCAGUGGACUCCACCCACCAGCAACAACAUUCCCCUCAGAAUGCUCAUUCUGAUGGGGCAGUUUCACCAUUCACCCCAGAAUUCCUGGUCCAGCGACGCUGGAGAGCUAUGGAGGAUGCUUGUUUUGAGAUCCGGAGUCCCUCUUCUUGUACAGAUUCUCAAAGCCAAAUCCUGGAGUACAUUCAUAAAAUAGAGGCUGACCUUGAACAUUUAAAGAAGGUGGAAGAAAGUUAUACCCUUCUUUGCCAAAGGCUGGCUGGCUCAGCCCUCCCUGACAAGCUCUCAGAUAAAAGUUAGAGCCCCGUGUCCUGGAGGUGACUGCAGGUUGUUGGAUUUUGAGUGUUGACCCUGUAUCAACCACAUCCCGGCUCCAGUGUGGACACAGAGAGAGUGUGACAGAGGAUCUGCCUGGAACCACCUGGGCUCAGCCGUGCCCCAGGGUGCCCCACGUGGGACUAGUUCUUCAGUCUGGCAGCUGCACAAGUCUGUCAGUGAGGGAAUGUCAGUUCUCUCACUCUCCUCUCCUCACUAUCAGAAAUGCAUUUUGAUUCAGAAUAAAAACCAAAUGUAUAGAGCUUUGGGUGUAGGAUAUGAAAUUGUAUGUAGGUAAGAAAAAGAGAAAAUCAGAUGUAUUUAUUUGACUUCAUUCCGUAUUUGAAAGCACACUUUAAUUUUUACUUUGCCUUGUUUUGUUUUAAUUGAGUAGUGAGAGUUUUUCCCUUUGUAUUUAGCACACCCAAGAAUCAACUGUUUCUGAGGCUAAGGUCAGGCAGGGGUGGGGAGGUUAGUAGACAGGCAAUGCAGAAGAGGAGAGAGGAGUGCCUGGCUUCACUAACCCUAACCCAGCCCUUCUGUGCAGAAGGCUGCCUUCUGAGGGUCAUCUCAGAGGUGCUGCAUGACUCCUGUGUGCGGAUGACAGAGCUGUGUGCUGUCCGGGUGCUCAGAGCAGGUGGACCUCCUCCUACCCUGCGGCCAGCAUCUUGUCCUGGGUCCUACCCCAGUUAACAGGAAUCCUCAGUACUCUAAAUGGCAGGCACUUGAACAUGGGUGUAUUUCCUUUGUUGUCUUUUCUAUUGGUAGUUGGGAUCUGGGAGAGAAGAAAACAAAUUUUUAUUUUCUUGAUUAUAAAUUUGUUAUUCUUGGUAUUGUUGCAUUUGUAUAAUUAUACAUUGGCACUUGUAUGAAAUAUCCCCUGCAGAGUGAGCAGGAAAUAGGAACAAAGAGAUGGAAUGCUUCAGUGGUGGUGGGGUGCUGUGGAGGGGUGGGGUGGGGUGGGAGAAGAAUCUGAGAAGGUUUUCGAAACUGAAUCACUACUGAGUUGAACCAUGGCUGUCACUAGCCACGGGUACUGCUGAUGAUAAGGCCAGUAAAAACUAGUACCUGGACGGUUGACUCUAAUUGUUUGCACUGAUGGUGCCAAAGGGCUCUGAGUUACACACAGAGCCGAGGGAGGGCAGAGGAAGGCAGGAAGGAGAGUCGCUUGCAUCACAUCACUGCAGAGUGCUUUCUCUGACCUCACUGCCACAGCCCUGUCUUCAUGGCGCUGGGACUGGCUUUGGGAACAGGGACCAGAGGUGAGCAGUGCAGACACCCAGGUGCUGGUGAUAGCUGCAAUGUGGGCAGCACCUAUGGGGUUAAGCUAGUCAGAACUGUGCCCUGAGAACUCCUUAAUUCUGUUGCCCUUCACUGGUUUUCUUUGUGCAUUUGGUAAAUAUAUUUUUGGACUGUUCUGUUAAAAAAAAUUUUGUCAAAUCUAAAUUCUGUUAAUAAACAAGGAGUUCGUGUGUUGUGCACAUCUUGCAGGAGGGCCCUCUGAACUGUGGGGGGCAGUUAGGAUGUAGUUUAUCCUCCCCUCAUGUUCCUCACACACAGAGGAAGCUGUCACCCAGGGUGGUCCCCAGCUGCUUUUACGAACACCUCCACAACUUAACGUGCUCAUCUGUCUGGGUCCGUAUUCCUGUUUCUGCCCUUGAGAACUAUACGUCUUGUAGGUCAAUCCACUUGGAUCCCUGUACCUCAUCUACAAAUGGGAAUUGUAUUUUGAGUCAUAGGUCAAUCAUAACUCAAAAUGGGCUUUGAAAUUUUGAAGUAGAACCUAAUAUAUAAGUGAAGACCAAAUGGUUACGUUGUCUUCCAGGCAGCCUCUUAACACUAACUACAUCAUCAGGAGAUCCAGACGGCAGUGUUCUGGCUUCAGACACUCAGUCCUUCCCUGGCUCUCUAGCACAGCUCAGCCUGAACUCUCUUCUGUUGUUUGCUUCCCUUUCCUGUCAGAGUUACAGCAGGGCUAACUGGAAAGGUACUUUGGCAUUGCUCCAGUACUUCCAAAUAAAUGCAUAUCAUUAUAUCUUCAGAUGAAACCUCAAAAUGAAGUGACUUCUGGAAAACAAAAACAAACCACUUUUUGAGAGUUCUUUUUUUUUUUUUUUUUUAAAUCUUAACAGCCUUACUUCUUGCCUGCACCCUCCCUCUCUGGCCUCCCGUGCCUUCCAUUUCAUUUAGGCCAUCAGAAUCACAUCCCUUUGGCUUUGACAUUACAUUUCCCUUCCCUGGUGGUGACAGCAGGUAUUCCUCCUGUUCUGGAACAAGGUGGUCAUUGUCAUAGUUCUCUCAAAGAAAGUGCAAAGUGCUUCAGCUCUGAAGAGUACUAGGCAAGCGAAGGGGCUCAGCAUUUUCUGCAGAGCCAGAAAGCUAUGUGUGCUGUGGGUACAGCCCAUGACACUGCUCUCUCCUGAGCUUAGUGGCUCUCCUGUCACUAAGUGGCAGAUUACAUGUGGAGUAUCUCCCUUUCUGAGAAGAGACCCGAUCAAGCCAAACGGUAAACCCUGCAAGUACUGUAAUUUAAAGAAUGGCUUUGGCCUUCGCCAUGUAUAGUUUCAAAGCAGCUAAGUGGACUCUUGGAGUUCAGCUGCUCUCACAGCCUAAAUUUUAACUAUUUAUUGUAUCACAUGGCAAGUUAUUUCAUGAGUAUUUUUGCCUUUGUUUUUCCCAAGCAAUUUCUAAUGGCCUCUAGAAAAAAAACAAGCCCCCUUUUAGAAAGUGUUUUGUCUUUUUGUCUUUUGGGGAGGGAAGAAGAGAAAAGUUUACUUUGCCUGAUUUUUUGAAUCAAAAAGCUUUAAGUAUGCCUCCUAUGAUGCAGCCAGUCACUUUCCACCCUGCCCGGCACUGGCGAUGGUCUGCCGCCUGACACCCAUGCUCCGCCCAGUCUGCUGCAGCUGGUGUGGGGUAUGGCUUGGAGCCACACAGGCUUGCUCUGGACAUCCUUCCCUCCAUGUCGCAGAAGGCACCCUGGGACCUUAAACGACCAAGUUUAAGACCUUGCAGAAGUUUCUGUUUUGUAGAUCAUGGUUUCAUUGGUUUGACAUUUCACCCUCGUUUAGCGUGGUCUGUAAAAUUGUUCUUUCUUUAAGAAAGGAGCUCUCUUGUUCUGUUUGCCUUCCCCAUGGGUACUGAGGGUUUGGAUCAUACAUUUAUCAGGAAAAGGGGGCCUCCUCAAAACCAGUCCCUUCCAGCCGUUUCCAGGUGCCACCCGCUAAGCAGACGUACAGCAUGGCGACCGUAGUGUGCACGCUGUUGGUGGUUUUGAAUGGGCCUCUUCCCACUAGGAUGUCUCACUUUCCUGGUUCACCAUACAAUCAUGUGCUCUUUAACAGAAAUCGCUUUUAAGAGAAAUCUGGAACUAUCUUAAAAAAAAAAAACCUUAUUAAUAAUCAUGUAUUUUUACUGAUCACAUUUUGAAAUGCCUAAAAGACUUUAUUGCUCUAAUUAUCCAGAUGCACCUUUGUAAAAAAAGCUCUUUUAUGAAUUAGCUGAUAAGGCUGUCUGUUUCUGGAACAAAAUAUUGGGUCAUCUAAAACUUUCUGUUUUCUGGGGUCUGGGAAAAUAGAAAAUAAGAGUUCAAAUAUUAAAUAAGCUUAAAAGAA